Molecule: messenger RNA, 2418 nt
Organism: Aspergillus pseudonomiae
Lineage: Eukaryota; Fungi; Ascomycota; Eurotiomycetes; Eurotiales; Aspergillaceae
Product: ankyrin repeat and BTB/POZ domain protein
Exons: 3
Coding region: 120-2027 (635 amino acids)
Cellular component (GO): ubiquitin ligase complex; cytoplasm
Molecular function (GO): protein binding
Source: RefSeq, a predicted model, not a curated record
AGAUGCCCCACGUGAUCCCCUCUUAUCGAUAAGAUGAUGGCAUCGCCAACCGAUACAGUCCCUCUCUCGGCAACAUUAUCGAAUAUCUCCAGACACCAUCGGCAUAAGUCUCACUCGCAAUGUCUGAACCGACUGUGCUUCGCAAGGAUCAAUUAGAGAUCAGUUUACACAAUGAAAAGAAACUGAUCAAGGAGGGAACCAUCAAGGACGAUAACCCUCUCGAUCUUAGUGAGCCGUUUCGGGAGCUUUGCACUGCUUGUCGUAAGGGGGAUCUCAAAGUUUGUCAAGAGAAGAUCACAGAAGGAGUCAAUAUUAAUGCUCGCGACCCCUAUGAUUACACCCCCUUGAUCUUGGCAAGUCUCUGUGGCCAUUACGAGGUUGCCCAAUUGCUUCUCGAGUCCGGCGCAUUAUGCGAGCGAGAUACAUUCCAAGGGGAAAGAUGUCUAUACAAUGCUCUGAACGACCGCAUUCGGAAUUUGUUGCUUGAAUAUGACUAUUCUAAAUCGACUGAUCCCCUUCAACCCCUUGCAGCUCACAUCUCCUCCCUCCUCACCCGGGACCAGCCUGGGACGUCUGAUAUCGUUGUGAGUGCCGAGGAUGAGCCUCUGUACUUACAUAAAUUCAUACUCUCUGCGCGAUCACCUUACUUCCGGAGGAAGCUGGCAGCUUCCCCUGAUACCGCAACAUGGAACCUCCCCAGCACUAUACCACCACAGGCUUUUGCCGCAGCGAUCAGAUAUCUAUACUUCGGGGAAGCACCCCGUGAAUUAAGAAGCGGACCUGGCACGGGUUUCACUGAAUCGGAAGUCUUUGCUGGCAUCGAUAGGAUUGCCAGUCACUUGGAGAUCGACACUCUUGUGGACAGCAUUCUUGACAGUGGUGACAGGAGACUAGCCAGGCAGAGGAGAACUACGGAACUUACAAAGGGGAGAGACCAAUUAGAGGAAUGGUUCCGCAACAAUGUUCUACAAAAUAAGUUGGUAGUCGAAACAAUCAAGGCAGAGGACAUCAAAUGGGAUCGCAACAAUUCCAUAUAUGCAGAUGUCUUGCUCCAGGCUGAUGAACUGCCGGAGGAUACGGAUGAGCAUAUCAACGGUAUCCUACAGCCAGGAGGCGUUGCCAAUGCUGGCUCAAAAGAGCAAAUCCGGAAGUCGGUCCUCUUUCCCUGCCAUCGGGCAAUGCUUUUGAGGUCUGAAUUCUUCCAUACCAUGUUCUCGUCACCAUUCCGUGAAGCGCAUCUAAAAGAUCAUUUACACAUCAUCAAUGUCGACUGCUCCCCUGACGUGCUAGAAAUUAUCCUUACGUUCCUUUACACCGAAAGGGCCGAUUUCCCGCUUGAAGUUGCGGUUGACGUUCUGUUCGCUGCAGACAUGCUGUUUAUAGAGAAGCUUAAAACCAGAGCAGCAGUUGUGAUCAGCACCCUCGGUAGCGGUAACAUGUCCCAGGCGGAAGCUGCGAAGACCCGGGGCACUAAGGAGGAAGAUGACCUCGAAAUAUAUGCCAUCAUUCGAGCUGCAUGGAUGACACGGGUUCAACGACUGGAGGAAUUCGCGGCUCGCUACCUGGCGUAUCGGCUGGAAGCCCACAUCGACUCACCUGAGUUUGCUGAACUAAUUCAAGAGUCGGCAUCUCGUAUCCAAGGAAGACAGGAGACCGAUUCUAUCGAGCUGCUAGACGACAUUCGCUUUUACCUGGGCGAGCGAUUCAGACUCAGGUUCGACGACACUGGCCUUGAAGAAAUGAUGGAAGAGGAGGCCGAGCAGCAUGCCACCGGCGCGAAUGCCAACGAUGAGAGUAUUGAAAAGGUUGUGCAUGGUGUAGGAGCAAUCGAUCUUACAAACAAUGGUUCCGUUGAAGGACGUAAGGGUGCAGAACAUAUUUCCCAGGAAGACCAGAAUCAUGACCAUGUCAUGCGCAACUUAAACGGAGAAAUUGUCGUGGAUGAAUUCGAUAAGGAUUCGAUGAACUAUCACAUCUUGAUGAAUAAACUCGACAAGAUCUUGGAGAGCUUGGAUCUGGAAGCUUGAUCUUGGUCUUGACGAGGAGGCAGCGUUAGAUGCAAGCCAGGUAAAUAUGACGAUUGAUGAUUUCACGCAGGAUAUAUACAAAAUCCGUUCAUAUACAUAUAUACAUAGAAUGUUGCAUACCUAUACGUUGUUCUUGAUGCAUAUUCCUUGGGUUGAUGAUUAUAUAUUGGAAUAAACUCGUGCUGACUCUCUCUCUCUCUCUCUCUAUAUAUAUAUCUCUCUCUUUUUUUUCUCUAUUUACCAAAGACAUUUGUACAUGCAUUGAUUCUCUAACAUCCACGAGUGACCUCAAACCACAGCUUCAAACGUCUACCUCUACACUAUCCCUCACCCAGAAUCAUGGUAUAAAUCACUGUCAACUUCUGGUCAAAACUACCCAAUCUACACAAUC